CGCAAUAACAAGAAAAACGCAAACGCAAAGAAUCACCAGUUAAAAAUUAGGAUAUCACACACACUAUAAAUAAUACCCAUCACUCUCUGAUAAACACAAUCAAUCACACCCCUCUCUCUCUCACAUUUUACACCUCUCCAUAUCACUCUCCCUCCAUCAUUCAUAGAUAUCACUCUCCUCCAUCAUUCAUGGGGAGGUCUGGGAAGAGAAAGAGAACCAGUCUGGAAAAAGAUCAAAAACGUGCGUUUGAUAAAAAGUUGGACAGAGAUUAUGAUGCGUUAAUGGAGACGGAAAAAAGAAGAACAAGAGAACUGAGGCAAGAAUUAGGUUAUGAAGAAAAGUUUGGGAAAGAAUCAGAAUCAAGUUCUGAUCAGUCUUUUAUUAUGGAAAAGACUCAAGAUAGAGAAGAAACCAUGGAAAAAGUUAGAGUCUUGGAGAAACAGAUUGAAGAACUCUCCUCUAUCCCCAAUUCUGAUACUAAGAAAAAUAGGAAGAAGAUUCAACGAAUAAAGAAAAGGAUCGAUGGCUAUAUGAAACAUCACCACGAUCUGGGCAAAGCUAUAGAGAAGAAGCAGAGGAAAGGACGUUAGAAGAAGAAGAAUGGAGAAAGAAGCGUAGUUGAAACUAGAAGAAGAACAUUGGAGAAACUAUAUGCGAUUGUAAUGAAAGUAGUUUCAUUUGCUUAGUAAAUAGAAGAAAGUUAAUAGAAAGAACUUAGUGAUGUGUACUAAAUACUGUUAAUAUCCAAACUAUUGUUCUGUUUGCAUUUUUUUUAAAUAUUUUGUCUUUUUCAUUUUGAUUUGAA
This is a messenger RNA of Lathyrus oleraceus (garden pea), 805 nucleotides long. RefSeq lists its product as uncharacterized. The transcript is spliced from 3 exons. Bases 189 to 590 code for a protein of 133 amino acids. The record is from RefSeq and is a predicted model, not a curated record. Lineage: Eukaryota; Viridiplantae; Streptophyta; Magnoliopsida; Fabales; Fabaceae.